Messenger RNA from Scheffersomyces amazonensis, 1131 nucleotides. RefSeq lists its product as uncharacterized. Bases 265 to 1002 code for a protein of 245 amino acids. Gene Ontology annotation, biological process: iron-sulfur cluster assembly. The transcript has a single exon. Gene Ontology annotation, molecular function: iron ion binding; 4 iron, 4 sulfur cluster binding. The record is from RefSeq and is a predicted model, not a curated record. NCBI's taxonomy places the organism in Eukaryota, Fungi, Ascomycota, Pichiomycetes, Serinales, Debaryomycetaceae. Gene Ontology annotation, cellular component: mitochondrion.
GUCACAUGCACUGCCAUGUGACUUCUAGGCACAUGACAUGUCAUUCACCAAUAAUAUUAUAAAAAUUUGUAAGCAGUCCUCCCCCCAGUACAGAAUUGUUCGGUUCCGACUCCGAAUUUGAGCAUGUCACAUAUUCAUCUCUUAUCGUGAUCUGCUAUAUACAAGCAUACUGGUAUAUAAAUAUAUAUUAUAAAUCAAAGUAUUUAAUAUUUAAUAUUUAAUACCACUAAAACUAAAACAUAUAGUCAAACACAUAGAACCAUAAUGUCAUUUAUUGGUUUAAGUAAACAAAUUAAUAGAUACAGUCCUUCAUGGAGCAUCGCAAGAAGAUUCCUUACAUUUAAGACAUUACCUACCCCAAAUGAAAAUGCAUUAAAAUUUAUAUCUCCACAAUGUAGAAUUGUACCCAUUGAUGGGAAAACAUUUGAAUUCACAUCAUCAUUACAAUCAGUUCAUUCACCAUUAGCAUUAAAGAUAUUUAGAAUCCCUGGAGUUAGAUCUGUUAUGUUGGGACCAGAUUUUUUAACGGUGAAUAAGCAAGAUCAUAUUAAUUGGGCUAAUUUAAGACCAGAAGUGGUUGAAGUAUUAAAUGAUUUUUUAGAAUCAAAGAAGGAACCAGUAAUUACUAAAGAAUUAAUUGAAAAAUCUGAAGAAUCGAAUGCUGAAGAUGAUUCUGAAUUAGUAUCAAUGAUAAAGGAAUUAAUUGAAACAAGAAUAAGGCCUGCAAUUCAAGAUGAUGGUGGUGAUAUUGAAUAUAAGGCAUUUGAUGAAGAAACUGGUACUGUCUUUUUAAAAUUACAAGGAGCAUGUAAAUCAUGUAAUGAAAGUGAAAAUACUUUAAAACAUGGUAUAGAAUCUAUGUUAAUGCAUUAUAUAGAAGAAAUUCAAGAAGUGGUACAAAUUUUAGAUCCAGAAGAAGAAAUUGCAUUAAAAGAGUUUGAUAGAUUAGAACAGAAAUUGCAAACUAAGAGAAGUUCGUCUCCUGCUCCUCCAUCUUUAUAAGGUUAGUUAGUAUUUAUAGUUUAUUAUGGGUAUAAGUUAAUAUAUUUAUUAUUUAUUUAUUUAUUUAUUUAUUCAUUUAUUUAUUUAUAGACUUGUAUAUUCUUUUACUAUUUGUUUAACUCAUUCAAU